AUUCUUUCUCCUACAGAAAAAUGAAAGAUUACGCCCUUCUGCUUUUCACAAAACCUAUCUAAAAACCAAACCUUCUUAUAUCGUUCUCUAAUUUUUGCUGCCGACGACGUUCGUAAUCUCCAUAUCGAUCUCACGACUGCUGCGUCUUCUCCAUCUCUUGCGCCUAAGUGAGUCUCUCUCUCAAUCGCUGGAAAAUGUCCCAGACUUAGUUUAACAACACGCAAUCAUAGAUUGAGGCAAACUUCAUUGAUUUUGACAUGGUGGAACGUGGUUUUGCACAUUGUUGUAGUCCUUUUGUUAAUAAUCAUCUGAACUUAUAUCAACACAGGCAAUAUGCAGGCUAGUGACAGGUUUAAUAUCAAUUCCCAACUUGAGCAUCUGCAAGCUAAGUAUGUGGGAACAGGGCAUGCAGACAUGAACAGAUUUGAAUGGGCUGUUAAUAUCCAAAGAGACAGCUAUGCAUCAUAUGUUGGGCAUUAUCCAAUGCUUGGAUACUUUGCAAUAGCAGAAAAUGAGUCAAUUGGAAGAGAACGCUACAAUUUUAUGCAGAAAAUGUUGUUGCCUUGUGGUCUUCCACCAGAAAGAGAAGAUGAAUAAGGGCAUCAAGUUGUUCAUGGGAUAUUUAUAGUUGAUUAUGAAAAACUUGUGUAGUAUCAACUAUCAACUUGAUUUGAUGUGAGGAUAAAAAACUAUGUUGAGUUUUUAAUGUUUAUGUCACAUGUAUUAGUGAAUAGUGAUGAGCAUUAAUCUUUGUUUUUUUGGUCAUAUUAUGGGGUUGUUAUGUUGGGAAGUGUCACUUGAGGUACUGCUUUGUUUUUAGACAGUAUUAGAUUGAGUCUAUUUAUAGGGAGUAUGGGGCUAGUUGUUUUGUAUGACUAAAAAAAG
Molecule: messenger RNA, 885 nt
Organism: Lactuca virosa
Lineage: Eukaryota; Viridiplantae; Streptophyta; Magnoliopsida; Asterales; Asteraceae
Source: the annotation of a GenBank genome assembly